UUUUCUCAUCAAUUCAAGCUACCUAUAAAAGACAUAUAUGUAGAUGUAGAUGUAGAUGUAGAUGUAGAUGUAAACGUAAAAUGUUACACCUCUCUAUAUAUAGACAUCUUUUGACUUCACAUACAUAAAAUCCAAUCCACUGAUCCACACAUCACCAUAAUCGGACUCCAUUUUCGGGUUCUCCGAGUUUUGUCCGAUUCUGUUAACUUUCUUGGGCGUGCUUGUCCUUUUUUGCUUCAAUUUCAAUCCAUACUCGAUUCAUGAGAUCAUUACUUUAAUACCCAUCAUUGAAAUCAAUCUUGAUCACUUACCAUGUGAUGGGGAAAUCGAUUUGGAGUUGUAUAAACAAGGUUGAUUCAAAAAAACCAAAUUGUGUUUUUUGCAAUUGAAGUAGAGUGCUUGGGUUUCAGUGGUUUCCUUCAAAAUCAGGUUGAGAAACUGCCAAAAGAGAUGGAAUCCAAACAACGUACACCGAGUGUUAUCGCGAGAUUGAUGGGUCUCGAUGAAUGGCGGCCCCAGCAACCUGUCUGCAAACCUCAUCGAGUGCUUUCUGAAAGUUAUCUUCGGAAAAGUGCUUCCAUCGGUUUAGUAGAGAAGCGAUCAUACCAUGAAAGACAUUCAUUUAAGGUCAAUUAUGAAAAAGGGAAAGAAUUUAGCAAUGUCUUGGAAUUCACCAAUCAUCACCAUGAUCUGCAAUUUGCCCAACAACAUUCCCAGUCGGGUCAUGAAACAGUCUUGAAGACUUCUAGUUCUCCUUAUAGUGGGAAAAGUGAAAUUCCCAGGAAAUCAGAAAGGAAAACAGCACGGCGGAAUAUUUUGAGAUCGAUUCAAAAACUUGAGAAUGGUUUUGUUACAGAUUCCUAUGUUGACUUUGGUGUUGAUUAUACCCGUCAGUUGUUAAAGGAUGAGACACGUCUUUCCCCUUCAAGAAUUGUUGUUCUAAAACCAAAUAUUGGAAAGGCACAGAAUGCUUCAAGGCCUUCAUUUUCACCUAUUUGUGAGGAAGUUUCUCAGCAAAGUGAUAGAAAAUCUGUGGAGUUUUCUAAACUUAAAAACAUCGAAUUACAUAAUCGAGUAGUACAAAGGAAAAACUUGGCCGAAUUGAGAGGUAAUGAGACCUCCACAAAUGAAUCUAAGAUAACGAUGCCGCCUUGCCCAAAGUUAUUUGAUUGGAAGAAGCGAUGCCAAACCACUCAUCCUCCUUUGAAUAGGUUAUCUUUUGCCAAACAAGCCAAGCAGCGACUCUUGGAAAGGUGGAAAAUGACCAGAAGUCUUCAAGAAGUUGGAGUGGCUAGUAGGGGCACCACCCUCGGUGAAAUGCUUUCUAUGCCUGACAAAGAAACCAAGCCCAUAGAUUUAAACUACAAGCUUGAUGCAUGUGGAUUGAACAAUCAGUUGGUUCUGAAUGAUGGAGAUUCAGACUUGGGAAGUCCUUUCAGUAUUAGCAGCAGGGAUGGUUGGAAGGAGGAGUGUGCCAAAAGCUUAACUAGAUCGGAAUCUCUUCCUGCUGCUUGUAUCACCAUUGAAAUUCCUAAAUCUAGGAUCAGAAAUGAGGCUGUCCAUGAUGACAGUUCAGAAGUCGGAGUCUCAAGAUUUAGCAAUGAGAGUGUUCUUUGUUUGGAUUUAGAAUAUGAUCAAGUACAAGGAACCAUGGCAAUUCAGGAUGAGCUGAAAAACAGUUGUGGCGAGAAUGAUCUUUCUGGAAAAUCUGAAGAGAAAUAUGUAUUUGCUCACUCACCAAUUGGUACUGUUACUUACUCGAGUCUGGAUUCAGAAGUAGUGGCAGUUGCAGAAACUGAGAACGUGGGAAUGUCAUCUGGAACUGCCGAGGAGCAGCAAUCUGAACCAGCGGCCUGUAUUUUGUUCUUGAAACAUUCCUCUCAUGCCUUGGAUUCUUCUGUUGGACAGGAUUCAUCAGUUAGAUCCCUUGAAGAAUCAUGGGUUCCCUCAAGCUGCCCCAGAGUUGACUCAGAAUUUCCCGUGAGCUUUGGGGAAGGUUACUCUGAUAGUCCAAAUUCAGUUCUGGAACCACCUUUCGGUGAAGAAAAUUUAUCUGCCUCCAAUUGCUUUCAAGACAUUGGUGCUGACCUCCGUGGUUUACGGAUGCAACUUCAACUUUUGAAGUCAGAGGCGGAAGAAACUAAUUCAGAAGGACUCGGAAUGGUGGUGUCUAGUGAUGAAGACAGUGGUGAUGGAUCUGUUGAUCUUUCGGAAGAAAACAGAAAAUUACAGGGGUUGUUUGGAGCUCAAGAGAGUAGGGAUUUCUCUUACGUAGUUGAUGUUUUGGACGAGGCAGGCUUUUACAGUGGUAACCCACAAUUGGACUUCGAAACAUGGCACUCUCAAGAUUGCCCAGUAAACUUGUCGGUGUUUGAGACGCUAGAAAAGAAAUACGGUGAACAAACAUAUUGGGAGAAGGCGGAAAGGAGACUUCUGUUUGACCGUACAAACCUAGGGUUGAAGGAGAUUUUGCAACAGUGCAGAGAUGUCCUGACAUGGACAAAACCGCUGAGAAAAAUGUUUAACCUCUCACAGAGCCGUGAGGUGAUCGAGGAAGAGCUGUGGAUGUUUCUGGUUAGUCAAGAAAAGGAAGUGAGCAAGGACUUGUCAGAAAAGGCGCUGGGAACGGAAAUUAGGUGGUUUAAUGUGCGGGAUGAUAUUGAUUUAAUUGUUUGUGAAAUAGAGAGAUUUUUGUUUGAUGAGUUAGUAGCAGAGUUAGUGAGCAUUGAGAGUUUUUAGUCAAGGUGUUUUUGGUUCUUGGAGAUUAUGUGAUGUUAAUAGGGUAAUGGUUUUGGCAAUAUGUAUUCAAUGUAUGCAUAGCUACAGUUUUGGUAGGGUUGAAAAGGAAAUGUAAAGAUAAAGACUGAUUUUUUGUGAAAUAAAAAUGGAUUGGGAUAUUGGUUUA
Molecule: messenger RNA, 2905 nt
Organism: Camellia sinensis
Lineage: Eukaryota; Viridiplantae; Streptophyta; Magnoliopsida; Ericales; Theaceae
Source: RefSeq, a predicted model, not a curated record